CUUUGUAACCAUGCCACCGCGGGCGCUCGGCGGCGUCGCGCUGGCAGCUGUGGCCUUGGUGCUGCUCGCCGUCCUGCAGCGCCACGAGGCCACCGAUGGCCUGCUCACGAUUACGCAGACGGGCGCUUGCAUCUCGGUGCUGAGCACGCUCGGUAUCAUUGGCAGCUACCGCUACUCGAGCGACGGCCGGUUCCGGCGCCACCCCAACUCGCUCUUGUACUGGAAGGCCAUGACGGACUUGGCCUACUCGCUGCCAUAUCUGCUUGGCUACGUGGCCAACGAGACCGCGCUGGUGUGGAUCGUGCUGCCGCACAGCUUGGCGUACAGCUCCGAGUGCUGGUUCUUCCUCAUGGCCUACGACUUGUACAAAAGUGGCACCAACCCGUUCACAAACACGGCGACGCGCCUGCGCUGGUACCAUGCGCUUGCAUGGGGCGUCGGCCUCGUUGCCGCGAUCGCGCAGUGGUAUGUCAUUCCUGCCUACGCGCUCCAAGCCGUCGAGGACGACGACAAGUCGGCGAUCCGCGUUGUCUACUACCUCUUUGUCAUUCUCUGCGUCGCGUCAGCGGCUGUGUUUAUCGUGCUCGAGAAGCUCUCGCAGCCGCUCGGCGGCAUCACAGAGGCGCUCAAGACGCGGAAAGCGAUGCUGAUCGCCGCGCGCACGUACACGACGGCCUACGUCAUCUACCAGCUGCUCUUGAUCGUGCUCUGGGUGCUGCUUGCCUUCGCAUGGCCGAAAGGUACAGUCGAGUGUGCGCGGGCGCGGUUCCUCGCCAAGCUCCUCACGGGCGCGCGCGGCUUUAUGGACCUCGUGCUGUGGUUCUCGAUCAACCGUCGGCGGCCAGCGUCGCGCCGGUCGGCCUCGUCGAGCUCGAGCGACCUCGACGUCGAGCUCCAUCCCGAGCUCAAUGUCGCUUUGCGAAAAGAGGUGCUGCACUUUACCACGCGUGGCAUUGUGGCUGCGUCGCUCCACUCGCACCAGAUUCUGGAUGCCGAUCAUCAGUACCGCGUGCUCAUCAACUUGCACGAGCUGGGCAUGCACAUCCAGUUCUACGACUACAAGCCGCGCGCGUUCCGGGACAUUCGGUCGGGCUUUGGCGUGCGCGAGUCGGCAUACCGCGCGUCGUUCUUGGCCACGUGCCACGAGCGCAUUGCGUCUGGCGGGUCGUCCGGCGCCUUUAUGUUUUACACGGCCGACUACGUCUUCAUCGUCAAGACCAUCACCAAGGACGAGCGCCGCGUGCUGUUGGCCAUGCUGCCGGCGUACAUCCGGUACAUGAAGGCGCAUCCGGGCAGCCACCUCACGCGGUACUAUGGCUGCCACGCAAUACAGAUGUACGGGCAAAAGUUUCAUUUCCUUGUCAUGGGCAACGCCAUGGGCAAGGUGAGCAUGCACCAGUUCUUUGACCUCAAGGGGUCGUGGAUCAACCGCAAUGCCAAGCCGACUCCGCCCGGGCAAACUCGGAUCUGUACCUACUGCAACGAACCCUUCAAGGUCGGGUCGAGCCAACCGUGCGAGUUUAGUAUCCACGGCGUGCACUUGCCGCACCAAGUGCUUCGAGACAAUGAUUUCCAGCGGAAAAUGCGCCUCCCGGCCGAGACAGUCGCGACCAUCCUCGCGCAGCUCAAGAAGGACAGCGAUUUCCUCGCCGACCAAGGCAUUAUGGACUAUAGUCUCUUGCUCAGCAUUCACUGCGCGCGCUUCAACGUCGACCCCCACACCAUUCGGUUGACGCCCAAGACACCGCAGCACCACUUUGCAUCGGUGACGCGGCACGCGCCGACGUGCUACUUGACGCCGAGUCAGCUGGGCCCGAUCAUGUCGCCCAUUACACUCGAGAGCACGCUGGACGAUGAAGAGUCGAACGUGCUCCAGAGCCGCGGCUGCCGCUUCUCUGUUUACGUUGGCGACGACGACGACGUCGAGACACCACUGUUUCGCAAGUCGUCGGUCGAGUUUGGGACGUUUGAGACUCUCGGCAUCGACGACGUCGACGAGAAUGAGGAAGGCAGCGUGUCCCGGUCCCACACCUACCACGAUCUGCCGUGGGCGGGGCAGCGCACGUUCGAUAUGAGCGGCUACAAGGCGUGUGCAGUCGUCGGCCCUGAUUACUAUACAUUUGGCAUCAUCGACAUGCUCCAGACGUGGACGUGGCAGAAGCGCGUCGAGCGCUGGUGGAAGGUCCACGUCCUGCAGCGUGACGGCAACGGGAUUUCGGCCGCGCCGCCACCGUACUACGCGACGCGGUUCCAGUCCAAGAUGGAGUCGAUCAUGACCGUUGGUCACCACGCGGUUGGCGUGCUCUAA
Saprolegnia parasitica CBS 223.65 is the source of this 2308-nucleotide messenger RNA. RefSeq lists its product as hypothetical. Bases 11 to 2308 code for a protein of 765 amino acids. NCBI's taxonomy places the organism in Eukaryota, Oomycota, Saprolegniomycetes, Saprolegniales, Saprolegniaceae. Gene Ontology annotation, molecular function: phosphatidylinositol kinase activity. The record is from RefSeq and is a predicted model, not a curated record. Gene Ontology annotation, biological process: phosphatidylinositol metabolic process. The transcript has 7 exons.